CGUGCACUCAGCUGUCAGAAGCUAACUAGCAUCCGUUAGCUUCACUUUGACCUCGGUGAGAACAGAGAGUAAAUAAAUAUGAUAGUUCGAGAUGCUCGCGGUUGUAUUUAGAAGAAGCCCCCUUGCAGCCCGACAGGCGUCGCACUGGCUCGCUCCUCCACGAAGAUGCUGGACCUCGGUCUGGACGGGAGCUCCUGGCCGUGGAGGCUCCUCCCUGCGGACCUGCUGGGCCUCAUCAACCAUGCUGCCACCUCCAGGAACUGGACUGUUGAAACCUCCUGCCGAGCCCUGCCAGGGGACUCAAACCCACCUCUCUCCGUUUGGAGCGAGAACCCAACACUUCCACUCCUCUGCCGUGAGGUUGAAGAAGCGACCGCAGGCUGAGGCCCCUCCCAGGGAGCUGGACCUGCUGCGCUACGACAUGAAGGACUUGUGGAAGAGUCCCAGACCCGCCUUGUACCUGGGCUUUGCCGGGCUGGUCCCCUUCGUGGCCCCGACUGUGCUCAUGGCCGUGACUGAAUGCUACCUCCCCGAACUGGCCUAUGCACAGUUGGCAUACGGAGCCUCCAUCGUGUCCUUUCUGGGUGGAGCUCGCUGGGGAUUCGCUCUCCCUGAGGCAAGCCCCGCCCAACCAGACUGGAUCAACCUGGCCAACAGUGUGGUCCCCCCCCUCUUGGCCUGGGUGGCCAUGCUGAUGAGCGACAGCAUCGUCCCGGCGGCCACAAUGGUUAUUAUGGGCCUGGGAAUCUCGCUGCAUUAUGACCUCUCCCUGCUGCCCACCUACCCCAGCUGGUUCAAGGCCCUGCGCUCCAUCCUGACCGUCGUGGCGUUUCUGUCUCUCGUUGGAACACUCGCCAUGAACGGGAUUUUCCCAGAAAAGAAAAUAUUCUCAGAGUAAUUGUGUAAACAAAAUAUUUAAAAGUGGAAAAAGUCAGAAAAGAGUGAUCUCUGUCUGUGUUAACAACUUUCAAUCAUGUCACAGUGUUGUUGUUUUUUAUAUCUAGCUAUUCUGUAAAAGCCACUGUGUGUAGAAAGUGUUAACUAAAAUAAAAAUAAACCAGCUUUCACAUUUUA
Messenger RNA from Pleuronectes platessa (European plaice), 1074 nucleotides. Its product is annotated as transmembrane protein 69. Lineage: Eukaryota; Metazoa; Chordata; Actinopteri; Pleuronectiformes; Pleuronectidae. Bases 92 to 898 code for a protein of 268 amino acids. The record is from RefSeq and is a predicted model, not a curated record. The transcript has 3 exons.